AUGUCUACUAAAGAAUUUCUAGUCCUAAGAGGUACCUUGGAGGGUCACAAUGGGUGGGUCACUUCUUUGGCCACCUCCCCAGCUCAACCAAACAUGUUGUUGUCUGCUUCUCGUGAUAAGACUUUGAUCACUUGGAGAUUGACUGGUGAGGACCAACAAUAUGGUGUUCCUGUUAAGUCUUUCAAGGGUCACUCCCACAUCAUUCAGGACUGUACCGUUACCAACGAUGGUAAGUAUGCUUUGUCUGCUUCCUGGGAUAAGACUUUGAGAUUGUGGGACUUGGCUUCCGGUGAGAGUCUCAUCAGAUUUGUUGGUCACAAGUCUGACGUUAUGUCUGUUUCCAUCGAUGCUGGUGCCACCCAAAUUGUGUCUGCUUCUCGUGACAAGACUGUCAAGGUCUGGAACACUGUUGGUGAGUGUGUCGUCACUUUGUUGGGCCACAACGACUGGGUUUCACACGUUAGAAUUGCUCCAAAGGAUAACGCUGACGAUCCAGUCACUGUUAUUUCUGCUGGUAUGGACAAGGUUGUUAAGGUCUGGGACUUGCAAUCUUUCACCAUUGAAGCUGACUUCAUUGGUCACAACAACUACGUGAACACCGUUACUCCAUCCCCAGAUGGAUCUAUCUUUGCCUCUGCUGGUAAGGACGGUCAAAUCAUGUUGUGGAACUUGAACGCAAAGAUUGCUUUGUACUCUUUGGAUGCCAAGGACGAGGUUUUCGCUGUUGCUUUCUCUCCUAACAGAUACUGGUUGACCGCCGCCACUGCCUCUGGUAUCAAGAUCUUCGAUUUGGAACAAAGACUUCCUGUCGAUGACUUGAAGCCAGAAUUCGCUGGUUACGCCAAGGCUCAAGAACCACAUGCCAUCUCUUUGGCUUGGUCCGCUGACGGUCAAACUUUGUUUGCCGGUUACACCGACAACGUCAUCAGAGUCUGGCAAGUCAUGACCGCUAACUAA
Molecule: messenger RNA, 957 nt
Organism: Eremothecium cymbalariae DBVPG#7215
Lineage: Eukaryota; Fungi; Ascomycota; Saccharomycetes; Saccharomycetales; Saccharomycetaceae
Gene: ASC1
Product: 40S ribosomal protein RACK1
Exons: 2
Coding region: 1-957 (318 amino acids)
Biological process (GO): rescue of stalled cytosolic ribosome; positive regulation of protein phosphorylation
Cellular component (GO): nucleus; cytosol
Molecular function (GO): ribosome binding; protein kinase C binding; translation regulator activity
Source: RefSeq, a predicted model, not a curated record